Messenger RNA from Numida meleagris (helmeted guineafowl), 3970 nucleotides. It is a transcript of the gene ALDH1L2, whose product is annotated as aldehyde dehydrogenase 1 family member L2. NCBI's taxonomy places the organism in Eukaryota, Metazoa, Chordata, Aves, Galliformes, Numididae. The transcript has 23 exons. Gene Ontology annotation, biological process: one-carbon metabolic process; 10-formyltetrahydrofolate catabolic process; biosynthetic process. Bases 87 to 2855 code for a protein of 922 amino acids. Gene Ontology annotation, molecular function: formyltetrahydrofolate dehydrogenase activity; aldehyde dehydrogenase (NAD+) activity. Gene Ontology annotation, cellular component: cytoplasm. The record is from RefSeq and is a predicted model, not a curated record.
GCUGGCCGGGCGCCAUCGGCGCGGGUUGCGUCAGACGAGGCGCUCCGCCGGGUCGGAGCGUCGCUCGCCCGACCGCGCUCCGCAAGAUGCUGCGGGCGGCCCCGCGGCUGCUGCGGACCGUCUGCACGAGCUCCGCGGCAUACCAGCAUAAGCUAAAGCUAGCCCUUAUAGGUCAAAGUAUUUUUGGACAAGAAGUUUAUAACAAGCUGAGGAAAGAGGGCCACAAAGUUGUGGGAGUUUUCACUGUGCCUGACAAGAAUGGACAAGCUGAUCCUUUGGCACUGGCAGCAGAGAAGGACGGCACUCCUGUUUUUAAAUUUCCCAGAUGGAGAGCUAAAGGCAAGCCUAUCCAGGAAGUAGUUGCAGCCUACAAAUCGGUUGGAGCAGAGCUAAAUGUCCUUCCAUUCUGUACACAGUUCAUCCCAAUGGAUGUCAUUGACUGCCCAAAACAUGGCUCAAUUAUUUACCAUCCAUCCAUCCUACCACGCCACCGAGGAGCUUCUGCAAUCAACUGGACUUUAAUUCAAGGAGAUAAGAAAGCAGGAUUUACAAUUUUUUGGGCUGAUGAUGGUUUGGACACUGGACCAAUACUUCUGCAGCGAGAAUGCGAUGUUGGCGAAAAUGAUACCGUGGAUGAUCUGUAUAACAGGUUUCUCUUCCCUGAAGGAGUAAAGGCUAUGGUGGAAGCUGUACAUCUUAUUGCUGAUGGUAAGGCACCUCGUAUACCUCAGCCGAAAGAAGGGGCAACAUAUGAAGGGAUCCAGAAAAAGGAAAACGCAGAGGUCUCCUGGGAUCAACCUGCAGCAGCUUUGCACAACUGGAUCCGAGGGCAUGAUAAAGUACCUGGAGCAUGGGCAACAAUAGAUGACCAGGUGGUUACUUUUUAUGGCUCAUCAUUACUUGAUGCUUCAGUGCCUGCUGGACAAGAGCUGGCAAUAAAAGGUGCUUCAAGACCCGGACUUGUAACCAAGAAUGGUCUAGUCAUUUUUGGUAAUGAUGGGAAGAUGGUACUAGUGAGAAAUCUGCAGUUUGAGGAUGGAAAAAUGAUCCCUGCUUCUAAAUACUUCUCUGCUGAUGAAACAACUACCGUGGAACUUACAGAAGAGGAGAAAAAGAUGGCAGAAGAUAUUAAGGCUAUAUGGAAAGGAAUUUUGAGCAAUGUUGCUGUAAUUGAAGAUUCCACAGACUUCUUCAAAUCUGGAGCAUCCUCUAUGCAUGUUGUCAGAAUGAUAGAAGAGAUCAAACAGAAACACAGUGGACUUCAGCUACAGAAUGAAGAUGUGUAUAUGGCCACAAAGUUUGCAGACUUUAUUCAAAUGGCUGUCAGAAAACUCAGAGGAGAGAACAAAGAAGAAGAGUUGGUCAUUGAUUAUGUUUCAAAAAAUGUGAACAACAUGACUGUGAAUAUGCCGUACCAGUGUUUCAUUAAUGGUCAGUUUGUCAGUGCUGAUGAUGGAAAAACAUAUGAUACCAUAAAUCCAACAGAUGGAUCAGUAAUUGCCAGUGUAUCUUCUGCUUCCUUGGCUGAUGUUGACAAAGCAGUGGCAGCAGCAAAAGAGGCAUUUGAAAACGGUGAAUGGGGGAGAAUGAAUGCAAGAGAAAGAGGGCGACUCAUGUACAAGCUUGCAGACCUAAUGGAAGAACAUCAAGAAGAGUUAGCAACUAUAGAGUCUAUCGAUUCAGGAGCUGUGUACACAUUAGCUUUGAAGACCCAUGUUGGAAUGUCUGUACAAACAUUCAGAUAUUUUGCUGGAUGGUGUGACAAAAUUCAGGGUGCAACAAUUCCAAUUAACCAGGCCCGCCCAAACCAUAAUCUAACAUUCACCAAGAAAGAGCCAAUAGGUGUCUGUGCAAUCGUUAUCCCUUGGAAUUACCCACUGAUGAUGCUUGCAUGGAAGAGUGCAGCGUGCUUGGCUGCAGGCAACACACUGGUUCUCAAACCAGCUCAGGUCACACCUCUGACUGCCUUGAAGUUUGCAGAGCUCUCAGCUAAAGCUGGAUUUCCUAAGGGUGUUAUAAAUAUACUACCUGGUUCAGGUGGCUUAGUGGGACAGCACUUAUCUAAACACCCAGAUGUUCGCAAAGUUGGCUUCACUGGUUCUACACCGACUGGUAAAGAGAUCAUGAAGAGUGCAGCUACUAAUCUGAAGAAAGUUUCUCUUGAACUCGGUGGUAAAUCACCAUUGAUCAUAUUCAAUGACUGUGAACUUGACAGAGCUGUAAAAAUGGGUAUGGGAGCAGUGUAUUUCAACAAAGGAGAAAAUUGCAUUGCUGCUGGCAGGCUGUUUGUGGAGGAGUCAAUCCAUGACGAAUUUGUUAGAAAAGUGGUGGAAGAAAUAAAAAAGAUGAAAAUCGGUGACCCACUUGAUAGAUCAACAGAUCAUGGCCCACAGAAUCACAAAGCCCAUCUGGAAAAGCUGCUGCAAUACUGUGAAACUGGAGUAAAAGAAGGAGCCACUCUAGUGUAUGGAGGAAGACAAGUAUGUAGACCAGGUUUCUUCAUGGAACCCACUGUAUUCACAGAUGUUGAAGACCAUAUGUAUAUUGCACAGGAAGAAUCUUUUGGUCCUGUGAUGGUGAUUUCCAAAUUUAAAAAUGGAGAUAUCGAUGGAGUGCUACGACGGGCAAACACCACAGAAUACGGUUUAGCCUCAGGAGUUUUCACAAAGGACAUAAGCAAAGCUCUCUAUAUCAGUGAAAAGCUGGAAGCUGGAACAGUUUUUAUUAAUACAUACAACAAAACUGAUGUGGCGGCACCAUUUGGUGGAUUUAAACAGUCUGGCUUUGGAAAAGAUUUAGGUGAAGAAGCUCUUCAUGAAUACCUUAGAACAAAGGCUAUCACUGUGGAAUAUUAACAGCCUCACUUGGAAAGUAAACUUCCAUCAGUUUUAAUCUUAAAGACUCCGUGAAGCACUUAAUACCAUGGCUGGGAUACACCAUCUGCAGUGCUCCAUCUAAAAAAAACAAAUACCCUCAUUCCAUAGAUAAUUUCUAUAAGUCAGGUCCAAACUUGAGUCUCACUGAAAGACAAAAGCAUUUGGCCUGACAUUAUAUAAAAGAUCCAGCAACAGUAGCAGUGGUUAGCACAAGCCAAAAAAAAAAAAGUAGUUUGGCUUAUAUUUUUUUUUUUAAAUACAACUGAAGAGAAGGUUCUCACAUGCCUACUUCUUAUUUGCGUGACUGUGUUUACACGAUCGCAUUUACACGACCAUUUUAAAGUUAGUUGUUAGGUUUCUUUUAAAGUUGAACUGAAAUAUGCAUAUUAUGUCAUUUUUGCUAUAAACCAAGUUUUACAGUAGCAACGUAACAUUCUGCUCUGGUGAUUCGUCAGCAGUACAGAAAACCUUUGUGCCAUAAGAAGUAAAUCAAUGCAAGAAAGUGCACUUACUAUGAUCUUUGUAUAGUACAUACAGAGUUCAACAUCUGUGUUAAACUAUGCAUACCGAGAUAAAGUUACUGAAAAUAAUUUUCUAUCUUUUUGUUGAUACGGAAUGUGUGAUCAGCCUGCAGUCUGAAAGGUGGUUACAUUAACAGAUUAAAAUCACUUUGUCUGCGCAGAUGGACUGUUAUCACUGUUUUAUAUGGCAUGACUAUUACUUUACAUUUUAUAUUCUUUUCUUUUUUAAAUCUACGGGAAAAUCUCUUGUAGAAUGACUGAGUUAAGACAUUGGCUUUCAAACUUUCUUCAGUUUGAAGUUUUCCAUACGGAUCAAGACCUUAUCCAACAAACUGACUGUAUGUAAGGCUGCUUGCUCUUCCUAGACUGCACCUCCACCUAAAACUUAAUCUGAUCUCUGGGCUGCCAUUAAAAACAGCAGUCCCACUUCCUGAUUCCCAUCCUUCCUCUUUCUUAAAAUAUUCUGUGACUUAAUCAGCUGUUCCCAGUAAAUUUUACGCCCCUUCCAUUUUUAAGAGGCUAUACUGUGAAAAAAAAAAAAAAAGAAUCCUUGUUUCUUAUCAAAAGCACUAC